Molecule: messenger RNA, 746 nt
Organism: Struthio camelus australis
Lineage: Eukaryota; Metazoa; Chordata; Aves; Struthioniformes; Struthionidae
Source: RefSeq, a predicted model, not a curated record
AUGUUUCGCCACAGCUACAGGAAUGCUCGUGCCAAAACCUUUUACCCACCUGGAAUGGCUUGCCGUUCCCUAGUGCGCGCUGCCCUCGGGGCUGCCUUUGCUUUCCCUCUUUCUCUGUUUGUUGGCCCAAGCUGCAGAUGGGUGAAUGGGCUGCAGGCUCGGACCUUUGGCAUCUGGACCCUGCUGUCAUCAGUGAUUCGCUGUCUCUGUGCUAUUGACAUCCGCAAUAAGACCCUCUAUUACAUCACACUCUUCACCUUCUUUAUGGCCCUUGUUCACUUCCUCUCCGAAGUCUUCAUUUACCACACUGCAGCCUUGACAAUUGGAGUCAUGGCACCCCUCAUGGUAGCAAGUUUCUCUAUCCUGGGGAUGUUGAUUGGGCUGCAGUACCUAGAGGUAGAAGCACUGUCACAAAACAAGAAGAAAAACUGAAGCUCAAUGCCUUGUGUAGACAACAUUUGAACUGACCGAUGUCAGAUGUCAAGUCCUAAAGAAGUUUGUCAGAGCUUGCUGGGGCAUUUGGUGAGACUGUCUUCCCUGAGGAUGGUAGGGAAUGUCUCAAGCAUUUCUCUUGCAGUAAGGACUUUUCUCCUGGUGCACUAUGGGGAGGAGAUAUAGAGUGACCCAAGAUCCACUGAACGUUUCUGCCAGGAAAGAGAGCGUGUGCUGCCCCUGGCACUGCUGCAUAACUUGCAUGUUUAUGUUUCUCAGGGGCCAUUUCUAAUAAAUGACAGAAAACUACAGGG